ACACAAUCCAGUUGGCGAAGUCUGUCUUCCUCCCAAUCGAGGAGACAAACCACAAUCGGCGAACCCCACGACCUCUCUGGCGCCAUCCCUACCCCCAUCUCCCACAUGUCCGAGACCGAACUCAUGAUGGCCGAGUCCGUCUCCAAAUUCGCCAACGAUGUCAUUCUCCCCAAAGUGCGCAGCAUGGACGAAAACGAAAAGAUGGAUCAAGACAUUAUUGAGCAAUGUUUCGAAAAUGGUCUCAUGAGCAUUGAAAUCCCUGAAGAGUUUGGAGGCGCCGGAAUGAACUUUACGGCUGCUAUUGUUGGUAUCGAGGAGCUGGCCAAGGUCGAUCCUAGUGUUAGUGUUAUGGUUGAUGUGCAUAAUACCCUGGUCAACACUACCCUGCUCAAGUACGGCACCAAGGAGAGUCAGCGCAAGUGGUUGCCUCAGUUGGCUACCAACACUCUCGGCUCCUUCUGUCUCUCUGAACCAGUCUCGGGCUCCGAUGCCUUCGCCCUCAAGACCCGCGCCGAAAAGACCGCCGACGGCUACCGCAUCAACGGCUCCAAGAUGUGGAUCACAAACUCUAUGGAGGCAGGUUUCUUCAUUGUGUUUGCCAACCUCGACCCCUCAAAGGGCUACAAAGGCAUCACAGCCUUUAUCGUCGACAAGGACACUCCCGGUUUCAGCAUCGCCAAGAAGGAAAAGAAACUCGGUAUCAAAGCAUCCUCCACCUGCGUCGUCAACUUUGACGAUGUCGAAAUCCCCAAAGGAAACCUGCUGGGUAAGGAGGGAGAGGGAUAUAAAUACGCAAUUGGUAUUUUGAACGAGGGUAGAAUUGGUAUUGCAGCUCAGAUGACUGGAUUGGCCAUGGGAGCUUUCUCCAACGCAGCUUCCUACGUCUGGAACGAUCGCAAGCAAUUCGGCACCUUGGUUGGAGAGUUCCAGGGUAUGCAACAUCAACUCGCUCAAGCAUGGACAGAGAUCUGUGCAGCACGCGCUCUGGUCUACAAUGCCGCUCGCAAGAAGGAAGCCGGCGAGGAUUUCGUCAUGGAUGCUGCCAUGGCUAAACUCUACGCUUCCCAGGUUGCGGGCAAGGUGUCUGGACAGGCUGUUGAGUGGAUGGGCGGUAUGGGUUUCGUCCGAGAGGGUUUGGCAGAGAAGUACUGGAGAGACAGCAAGAUUGGUGCCAUCUACGAGGGCACGAGCAACAUCCAGCUCAGCACUAUCGCUAAGCUGUUGCAGAAGGAGUACACCAAGUAG
Aureobasidium melanogenum CBS 110374 is the source of this 1245-nucleotide messenger RNA. Its product is annotated as short-chain specific acyl-CoA dehydrogenase mitochondrial precursor. The transcript has 2 exons. Lineage: Eukaryota; Fungi; Ascomycota; Dothideomycetes; Dothideales; Saccotheciaceae. Gene Ontology annotation, molecular function: flavin adenine dinucleotide binding; acyl-CoA dehydrogenase activity. The annotation marks the transcript as partial. Gene Ontology annotation, cellular component: mitochondrion. The record is from RefSeq and is a predicted model, not a curated record.